Molecule: messenger RNA, 2232 nt
Organism: Gordionus sp. m RMFG-2023
Lineage: Eukaryota; Metazoa; Nematomorpha; Gordioida; Chordodea; Parachordodidae
Product: protein yippee-like 1
Exons: 4
Coding region: 698-946 (82 amino acids)
Source: RefSeq, a predicted model, not a curated record
CUUAACCAUCAAUGGCGGAAUUUUUUUUAAAGAUUCAAUAUGAAUGAAAAGAUUUGCUAUAGCUGCCGAUUAAAGCUCACAUAAAUUAACUAUUGGCAUAGAUGUAUUGAAUCAAUCAACACAACAAUUAUGAAUUUAAAGAAUCUCCCUUAAAAAACGUGGCUAUCGGAAAAAUAAUAACCCCCUAAAAAAUUGAUCUAGACAUUCCAACUAGCUUAAAUAUUAAGUGGACAGAAUUGAAUCCAAAAGAAAAUAUAGAUAAUAAUGGAAAACAUAAUAAAAACAGUAUCGAGUUUAAUUCAUGACGCAAGGUGAGUAUGAUGCAUAGGAAAUUAACUUUAGACAAUGAUUUUUGAAAACAGGACCAAUUCCAGGAGCACAAAAGAUACAUGCAGUAAUUUCUCUGGGAGCUUUUUCAUGUCGUACGCGAUAGAAACUUCAAUAGAAAAUAUGGAGUAUGGAAACGAAAGUAUUACAUUUGUAAAUAUAUCGAGAUAUGUGACAUGCAUAUAUGACUCAAAUUGGUGGUUGGCUUUGGUCAUGGAAAAGAAUGAAAAAAGGAGAAAGUGUUUUUGAAAUCUUUACGCCUUUCUUUUACAUUUCCAGGAAUAGAUGACACUCAUUACCUACUUAAGUCUCAAAUUUUAACCAGUUUCACCAUCAACUCCUACAGGACGUACUCACACAUCUUCCUCGCAUGAAAUCAUUUCAAGGGAGUCAAGGAAGAGCUUAUCUAUUCAACUCAGUUGUCAAUGUAGUUUGUGGUGCCGCCGAAGAAAGAGUUUUAUUGACGGGACUUCACGCUGUAGCGGAUAUAUUUUGCGAAUGUUGUAAAACUACUCUCGGUUGGAAAUACGAACACGCAUUUGAAUCCAGUCAAAAGUAUAAAGAAGGAAAAUUCAUAAUCGAAUUAGCUCACAUGAUCAAGGAUAAUGGAUGGCUAUAGAAUUAUUAUGUUUUAUUUAAGGAAAUAUUUAUAAAAUAAUUCAUUCUCCCCUUUAAAUUUGCAAUCCAUUUUUUCAAAUUAUCCGGUUUUUUUUAAAUAAUUUUUGAUUUUUUUUAUAAACGAAGCAAUUUAUAAGAACUUGAUCUCUCAUCUCAUUAUAGUAUAAUUUAUAUAAAAAGUCCCGUGACGAAAAGAAUUUUUUCUCGCAAAGAAAAUAGCGCAAAUAAUAUAAUCUACGAGGAAAGCAUGAUAUGUGACUUGACUAAAUUAGCGCUUUGAUAAAAUAAAUUAUUUUGUAGAUGCCAUCACUCGAAAGGAAAAUGAAUUCCAAAAAAAUAUGGGCCAAUAAAUUAUUUAAUGUUGUUGUAAUCAAUCAAUAAAUAACACAUCUCAUUCACGCCCUUUUAAGUGUAUGAAUAUUUGGGGCAAAGGAAAAAAUAUUUUCCUACAAAAGCUUGUUGUUAAUUGGCUCGAUUUGAACUAAUUUUUUGAAAUGGGCACCCUAUUUUAUCCAGAAAAAUAUUACUCAAGCCUGAAUAUUUUUCUCAUGCACAAAGGUUUGGACAUUUAUUAGCGAAAUAUCGAGGCUUAGGCAAUAUUUUUCUGGCUAAAAUAUUGAGUUAGCCUUUUUAAAAAAAUUGAGCUGUUUAACCAUUUACAUUGUAACCCAUAUUUCUAAACACAUACACAUAAAAGAUUAUAGAGACUAAGUAGGCAACUUCUUAAUUAAAUCACGAUGGGAAAUUGAAAAAUUUUAAACACAUACCCUUUCUAAACCAUUUUAAAUAUGUGAUAAAUUUUUUUUGCAUAAUAAACUCAUUUCUAUACCCAACGUAUUUAUCAAGUUGCAAUAACCGUUUCAUUCAUCCAACAUUUACUUAGGAAUAAUAUUUGUGAAAAUUAUACCUAUUUGAUAUUAUAAUUUAUAUGUGUUAAUAUUACUUGUAUAUAAUUUAAUAUGUAACGUAAAUUUAUUUUACCCACUCCCCUUUUUUAAAAUUACAUCCAAAGUUGAUUUACUUUUCCAGAGCAAUCAUGUAUUAAGAUGCAUGUCCUUAGUUUUUUGUUGGACAGUUAUAUCUUUUAUCAUUGACAAAAUUUAAAUCAACUUUUGACGUAGCCUUAAAUACAUAUUUGAAAAGUAUUUUGAUUUCCUAUAAAUUUAUCCUAAUAUAUUAUAAUAAUAAAUGUCAUCAUUUUAUUUUUAAAAAUAAAUUUAUUAUACAUUUUAUGAAAUUUUUAAAAAAGUACACAUUUCUCUUUAAAAUCUAUUUAUAACAAACAUA